This is a messenger RNA of Eufriesea mexicana, 1711 nucleotides long. RefSeq names its product methylcrotonyl-CoA carboxylase subunit 2 (gene Mccc2). Bases 32 to 1711 code for a protein of 559 amino acids. The transcript has 9 exons. The record is from RefSeq and is a predicted model, not a curated record. Gene Ontology annotation, biological process: L-leucine catabolic process. Gene Ontology annotation, molecular function: methylcrotonoyl-CoA carboxylase activity. NCBI's taxonomy places the organism in Eukaryota, Metazoa, Arthropoda, Insecta, Hymenoptera, Apidae. Gene Ontology annotation, cellular component: mitochondrion; methylcrotonoyl-CoA carboxylase complex.
UCGUUGGGAAAAAAGAUUAUUAAAAAAAAAAAUGCUAAGAAAAGGAAUGCUUUAUGUAAGAAAUGUACGCCAUGCUGCGAGAAAGAUUCACGAUGAAGCUACUGUUAUUGGUAGUGCUCAAGAUACGAAAUCGACAGAGUACCAGGAAAAUUAUCUUGAGAUGAAACAUUUAGUAGACACGUUAAAGAAAACGGUCGAGAAAAUUGUAGAAGGUGGGGGCUAUAAGGCGAAAGAAAGGCACGUGAAAAAGGGAAAAUUAUUACCACGGGAACGAAUUAACAUGCUCCUUGAUCCGACGUCUCCUUUUCUCGAAUUUUCGCAAUUAGCUGGUUAUAAAAUGUACGACGAGGACGAAGUACCAGCUGGUGGGAUAAUAACCGGUAUUGGCAGGAUAGAGGGAACGGAAUGUGUAAUAGUCGCAAAUGAUGCAACCGUGAAGGGUGGUACAUAUUAUCCAAUCACGGUGAAGAAACACUUGAGAGCACAAGAAAUUGCCGAGGAGAAUCAUUUACCCUGUAUAUAUUUAGUGGACAGUGGUGGUGCAAAUUUGCCUAGACAAGCCGAGGUAUUUCCAGAUAAAAUGCAUUUUGGCAGAGCCUUCUAUAAUCAAGCGAAUAUGAGCGCUAAAGGAAUCGCGCAGAUAGCAGUAGUAAUGGGAAGUUGUACAGCAGGAGGUGCAUAUGUACCAGCAAUGGCGGAUGAGAAUGUGAUCGUUGCCAAUCAGGGCACUGUCUUCCUGGCUGGUCCGCCCUUAGUGAAAGCUUCCACGGGUGAAGACGUUACUCCGGAAGAAUUGGGUGGUGCGACGCUUCAUUGUCGGACCUCCGGAGUUAUGGAUCACUAUGCACUGGACGAUGCUCACGCAUUGCACUUAACCCGGCAGAUCGUAAAGGACUUAAAUAGACAAAGACCAAUGCACGUAAACGUGGAGAAACCGGUGACCAUACCAGAGUACGCCGUUGACGAAAUUUAUGGUAUAGUUGGAAUAAAUUUGAAACGAUCUUACGAUGUGAAAGAAGUAAUCGCAAGAAUCGUGGAUGGCUCGAAAUUUCGCGAGUUCAAGGCACAGUAUGGGGAAACGUUGGUUACUGGAUUUGCAACAAUUUACGGUUACCCCGUGGGAAUAGUCGCGAAUAAUGGUGUGCUAUUUUCGCAAAGCGCGUUAAAAGGUGCACACUUCGUGCAGCUCUGUGCUCAAAGAAAGAUACCGCUCAUUUUCUUGCAGAAUAUCACAGGAUUUAUGGUGGGCAAAGAUGCAGAGGCAGAGGGCAUUGCUAAAAAUGGUGCUAAAAUGGUGAACGCUGUGGCUUGUGCUCGAGUACCUAAAAUUACGGUGGUAAUUGGCGGCUCGUACGGAGCAGGAAAUUACGGUAUGUGCGGUCGCUCUUAUUCGCCGAGAUUUCUCUAUUCCUGGCCGAACGCCAAAGUAUCCGUGAUGGGUGGAGAACAAGCUGCCGGUGUAAUGGUCCAGAUUACUAAGCAGCAACGCAUACGUGAUGGGAGACAGUGGACAGCCGAAGAGGAAGAAAACCUGAGGAGAUCCAUCAUGGACAAAUUCGAACAGGAGAGCAGUCCAUACUAUUGCAGCGCUAGACUUUGGGACGAUGGUGUAAUCGAUCCUGUAGAUACCAGAGUGGUACUAGGUCUUAGUCUAUCAGCAGCGUUAAACGCACCUAUAUUAGAGAGUAAUUAUGGAGUUUUCCGAAUGUAA